Molecule: messenger RNA, 970 nt
Organism: Zea mays
Lineage: Eukaryota; Viridiplantae; Streptophyta; Magnoliopsida; Poales; Poaceae
Exons: 6
Coding region: 1-873 (290 amino acids)
Source: RefSeq, a predicted model, not a curated record
AUGCACACAUACCCUCUUGAUUCUUCAUUGCUCAACAAACACUACAUUUCACAUACAUUACAUGCUUAUUUUAAAAUUGUCUCACAGCGACACAUUCUGAAAAUUACUCUAUGGGGAAAACGUGCACAAGAAUUUUCGUUGACCAACACUUAUGACCCACAGAAACAAACUCCUAUCGUGGUCUUAUUUGUUGGUUGUUUACCAAAAGAAUAUCAAGGGGAAGUACUGUUAAGUGGUGGCGCAACCUGUCAUUGGUACUUCAACCCAUCAAUUGAAGAAGCUGAAGCUUUUUAUAGCAGGAUUGAAUCUGAAAAGAUAAACAUAGAAUUGCCCAGUCUUGACAAACAAGAAAUUACACCUCCAAGUUUUCCACAACGAGAACAUCACAACCUUAAAUACAUACUGUCUUUAAACCCACAUGAUGUACCGGAUCAAGGAUAUGAAUGCACGGUAACCAUUACAUGUAUUCCUGAAGGCAAGACUUGGUAUUAUAUUGCUUGCAACACUUGCCCAAACAAACCAAGCACUGAUCCCGUCAUCCGUCAAUGCUCCACAUGUAGAUCAACAAAUUACUGCUUCAGAUACAAGCUCACUUUCAAGGCAUCAGAUGGAACUGAAGAAGCUGAAAUGUUUGCAUUCGACAAUGUUGCUAGGACAAUUAUUGGGAAACCAUGUCCAACAGUUGUUGCAUCCUUUCCUGAUGCAUCAGCUAUCCCACCUGAAAUUGCAGCAAUAGUUUCACGGAAAUACACAUUCAUUAUAGAAUUCAACAGCCAGUCAUUCAGAUUUCUAGAAAAAAACAUUGCUCAUCAAAGGAAUUGUAGCAUCAUAUGGAAGAAUGACAUCACUACCAAUAGUACAAGAAAAAGAUGAUGUGCAACUUCCUCUCACUCCAACAAAAAACAAACUGAUAACAACAGCUGCCGAAUCUCCUUCUACACCCAUGUCUAGACUUUCCACAGCAGACUCA